Messenger RNA from Ostreococcus tauri, 591 nucleotides. Its product is annotated as Kinase phosphorylation domain. The record is from RefSeq and is a predicted model, not a curated record. NCBI's taxonomy places the organism in Eukaryota, Viridiplantae, Chlorophyta, Mamiellophyceae, Mamiellales, Bathycoccaceae. Bases 1 to 591 code for a protein of 196 amino acids. The transcript has a single exon.
AUGGCCGACGCCGGGGCGCCCCGAGGGGGCGCGCGCGGCGGCCGCGAUCGGUUCAGCUGGGACGACGUCCGCGCGAGCGCCGAUCGCGAGCAUUACCUCGGACACAGCGUCAAGGCGACGACGGGACGAUGGUGUCGAGGGAAAGAUGUGUUUUGGUACGCCAAGGCGACGACGACGACGGCGAGCGACGACGCGCUCGCGCGAGAGAUCGCGGAGACGCGGGCGCGGGAGGCGGCGGCGAUGGGCGCGGCGUUGGGGACGACGGUGGCGAUCGGGGGGACGGGACGGGACGACGCGGCGGCGACGACGGCGGCGACGACGCGCGACGCGGCGCGGCGACGGACGCGGGAAGAGCGGCGCGCGCGGAAAGCGCGGCGGCGGGAACGGAAACGACGGCGGCGCUCGCGCUCGGGGUCGAGGUCGGGGUCGAGGUCGAGGUCGGAUGACGACGACGACGACGAAGACGAAGACGAAGACGAAGACGACGACGAAGGACGACGAAGAAGAAGAAAAAGAAAAAGACGCGAGCGCGCGCGCGAUGCCGAGCGUGCGGAUCGUUCGAGAGAUCGAUCGGGACGCGGAGGACGGUGA